Molecule: messenger RNA, 825 nt
Organism: Didymodactylos carnosus
Lineage: Eukaryota; Metazoa; Rotifera; Eurotatoria; Philodinida; Philodinidae
Source: the annotation of a GenBank genome assembly
AUGUAUUUAGUCUUGGAGAUGCGCAUUCUUUGUAAAUUCUUACUGGAAAAUUGCGAUCAUCUUGAACAUUUUAUCACACCCGUGGCUUACACGCCCUUGAACGAGGAUCAGAAGGCGAUCGAAUUGAAAAAUCAACGUUACAAAAUCAUUCGAGAAGCCAAACGCACUUGGUUAAAUCAUGUUUUGCAUGCUUAUGAAAGUGAAAUACAAGAAUAUGAGCAACAAUACCAAAAGGAAUUCAGACACUUGGAAGCACCUUUAUCGAAUCCUGCCAAGACGGACAAUAUAUCUACUUUACAUUCAGUCAAAGAUUUUUUAGUUGAACAGACGAAUCAAUUGAGAGGAAGCAUGUGCGAUGAAGUGUCGUCAUCUCGAAUCAUUCUGCUUCACAACCGUCAACGUGCAUCAUCAUCGAAAGAUACGAUCGACGUAUCACCGGAAUCUUAUCUCGAUCUCAUUUCCAAUCCAUCUGAUCAACGAGAGUGGAAUUAUCUGUGCUUGGGAUCAUCUUGUAUACGAUUGAAUCAAAGUGCUGCUCGUCCACGAGUUCAACAAGAGGCUGCAACCAAAAAAGAACAUCAAGAAAUCUUUGAUAAAGUUCAACCCCACAAAGAAUUACGGAAACUAUUAGAUGAAUCCAAUACAUGGCAUCCUAAUAUCAAGUUAGAUUAUCAAAUUGGAAAAAGUCUUCCAUUCCUGGAUGUUUUCCUAACAAAUCAAAAUGGGAUAUUGUCGACCUCGAUUUAUCAUAAGCCAAGUGCUGAACCUUACGUUGUACCAUUUAUAUCUGAUCAUCCUCGACAGUCACUUGCCGAGAAUCUGUGA